AGGAAGAAAAAUCUACAAUCCCAUAGUUGCCUAGCUUAUCUCCUGGCCUAGCUUAUUUGCUUUUUGUAAUUUUCAAAUAUUUCUUUUUCUUUCAUGAAAAGAAAGUCUUGUCAGUCACCCAAGUAACGGAGCCGCUGCCGGUUCCGGCAUAGCAACCUCUCUUUCCUUCUUCCUCAUAUCGAGCCCUUCUGAUUUGCUCUUUCUGCUUCCCUAUCAUGCCCAAAUCCUGGUGCAACUUUACUUCAAGGCCUCCCUGAGCCAACUCUUGCAGCUAAUUUUCUUCCUAAUUCUCCACAGUCCCGACCCUUUUCUUUUGUGGGUAAACAACAAAACAAUAGAAACUCAGUCGUGGUUGUAAGCUACCGGCUGUCUCCAUCAUCUAGGGCUUUUGGUUCUUCCUCUACCUAACUAUUUCAAUUCUUGCUUUUUAGGGUUUUAGAAUUCUUUUCUUUCCUCGUAAUUUUUUUUUUUAAAGUGGUUUCUGUCAUCUGGGAUUGUCGAGGAAUGGAGGAAUACAAUAAUCACCUUAACGAGAAUUCAGCUCCGAGGGGGAAUUUCCUGUACGCGUCACCGGUGCUUGCAGUGAAUUCUUCUGGUUAUGGGAGGACGAGCAGUGGGUCAAACGUGGGAAAUCAGCAAACCCAGAUGCCCAUCAACUCCUUUCCUCUUCAAUCCGGCGGAGAGUGUUUUCAAUCGGAAUCACACCCAAUCGUGAAGACCGAAGCCACCACUUCGCAACAUGUUCAGAAAUUUCAUUACCCUUUGAUGAGAGUUCAGCAACAGCAUCAACAACAACAAGGGAAUGAGAACUCCGGUGAUGUUGAAGAUAUCAAAGCCAAGAUCAUGGCUCAUCCUCAGUAUUCCAACCUCUUGGAAGCUUACAUGGAUUGCCAAAAGGUGGGUGCUCCGGCUGAAGUGGUGGCUCGGCUCUCAGCCGCCCGCCAGGAGUAUGAGGCGCGGCAACGAUCGUCGGUGACUUCAAGAGAGACUUCGAAGGACCCAGAACUCGAUCAGUUCAUGGAAGCCUAUUAUGACAUGCUAGUGAAAUAUCGGGAUGAACUAGCGAGGCCUAUGCAAGAGGCAAUGGAUUUCAUGCGUAGAAUCGAAACUCAGCUCAAUAUGCUUAGCAAUGGUCCCGUUCGAAUCUUCUCCUCUGAUCAUGAGAAGUGUGAAGGUGUUGGUUCGUCUGAAGAGGAUCAAGACAACAGCGCUGGGGAAACAGAAUUGCCUGAGAUUGAUCCACGUGCUGAAGACCGUGAACUGAAAAACCACCUAUUGAGGAAGUAUAGUGGUUACCUAAGCAGCCUCAAGCAAGAGCUUUCCAAGAAGAAGAAGAAAGGCAAGCUGCCCAAAGAUGCCAGACAAAAGCUACUUAGUUGGUGGGAAUUGCACUACAAAUGGCCUUAUCCUUCGGAGACCGAAAAGGUGGCAUUAGCUGAAUCAACAGGUUUAGACCAGAAACAAAUAAAUAAUUGGUUCAUCAACCAAAGAAAACGGCACUGGAAACCUUCUGAAGACAUGCAGUUUAUGGUGAUGGAUGGACUGCAUCCACAGAAUGCGACUAUCUACAUGGAUGGCCAUUACAUGGGUGAUGGUCAUUACCGUUUGGGACCUUGAGCAACGAUUCUCUUCCAUCCAUGGUUGUUAUUUAAGUUGUAAUGGUUUUAUAUAAAUCAAAUAUAACGGAGAAUUGUGUAGUAGUAAGGCCUCGUGAAUUCAGUCAUCGAUCGGUAUGAUUUAGUGAAAGCUAGCUUUUUUUACAAGCAAUGCCACCAGUAUAAAUUAGGUGAAAGCUAGUGAUCCGUUGCUGGUGGUGAUCAUUCAAGAUGGAGUACUACAGUAGUAAUUGUGCCAUUUACAUCAAUUUGGGAUGCUUUUAUUUGUUUCCAGUGUGGUAGAGGAUCCGGAGCCCCAGUGUGUUACUUUGCUGUAUGUGAUUUGAAUUAUGUAAGGAGGUAAUAGGGCAGAGACAUUUUAAUUUGGAGCAUUUGUACUGUAAACCCUUAUGCAUAUCUGUAAAGGCAACUGUUAGCCGGUAAGUGUAUAUAGUGAGAAGAAACUGAAUAUGAAGUUAAUGAGGGUGCAAUAUUAUUAGUCCA
Alnus glutinosa is the source of this 2099-nucleotide messenger RNA. Its product is annotated as homeobox protein knotted-1-like 2. The transcript is spliced from 5 exons. Gene Ontology annotation, biological process: regulation of DNA-templated transcription. Gene Ontology annotation, cellular component: nucleus. The record is from RefSeq and is a predicted model, not a curated record. Gene Ontology annotation, molecular function: DNA binding; DNA-binding transcription factor activity, RNA polymerase II-specific. Bases 505 to 1617 code for a protein of 370 amino acids. Lineage: Eukaryota; Viridiplantae; Streptophyta; Magnoliopsida; Fagales; Betulaceae.